This is a messenger RNA of Brugia malayi, 1428 nucleotides long. RefSeq lists its product as uncharacterized. Gene Ontology annotation, cellular component: extrinsic component of cytoplasmic side of plasma membrane. Gene Ontology annotation, molecular function: signaling receptor binding; non-membrane spanning protein tyrosine kinase activity; ATP binding. Bases 1 to 1428 code for a protein of 475 amino acids. Gene Ontology annotation, biological process: cell surface receptor protein tyrosine kinase signaling pathway; cell differentiation; innate immune response. Lineage: Eukaryota; Metazoa; Nematoda; Chromadorea; Rhabditida; Onchocercidae. The transcript has 14 exons. The record is from RefSeq and is a predicted model, not a curated record.
AUGGCAGGUAAGAAAGGAGAUAUCGCCAAGGAGUCAAGGAAACAGCAGCGAAAGGAAUUAGAAGAUCAACAUUGGUAUCAUGGUUUACUGUCCAGAGAAGACAUCGAGAAGUUGCUGGUUAAGAAUGGAGACUUUUUGGUGCGUGUAACGGACAAUCAAGGAGUACAUCAAAUUGUUCUCAGUAUACAUGUCGGUGAAAGAAAUAUUCAUCUAACUAUUGCUGUGACGGAAGAUGGCCAUUUUCAACUGUCAGUACUACGAAGAGGGCCUAGGUUUCCCUCGAUUUACGACUUGGUCCAAUAUUAUAAGAUGCAUAAAAUCAAGAUAAAAGAUGCAAGCGGCAAAGAUAUUCGUCUUGGAGAUGGAGUACCCAAGCCUAAAUGGCUUGUUAAACAUGAAGCGAUCAAUUACGACAAAAAUAAAGCAUGUCAUUUAAAUUUGCCACUUGGUUCAGGAAAUUUUGCGGAUGUCUAUCUUGGCACAUUUACUUGUGAGAAAGAUGGCAAUAAGCAAAUAAUUCCGGUGGCAAUCAAGAUUAUAAAGCCUGAAAAAGGUGGUGGACGCGAAGCGAAGCAAUCAAUGAUAAGGGAAGGCAAAAUUAUGAGUUUUUAUAAUCAUGAAAACAUUGUUCAGUUUUAUGGAGUAGCAUGCGAUCGACCACCAAUAGCCAUUGUGAUGGAGUAUUGUCCUGGUGGUAGUUUGGAAAAUCAUCUCAAAAAGCAAAAGGAAAAUAUCGUCAUCGGCGAACGAAUUGAAUAUUGUUUAGAGGCAGCACUUGGUAUGCGGUAUUUGCAUAUGCAGGGUUGUCUCCACCGUGAUCUUGCUGCACGUAAUUGUCUUAUUUCGAUGACGGGUUUGGUGAAAAUUUCAGAUUUCGGUCUAAGUAAAGCAGACACACUUGAAAGAGAGAAUGGUAUUGAAUUGAACGGUAUUCCAAUAAGGUGGAUGGCACCAGAAACGCUCGUAAAAAAUCCCCACUUCUCGAAGAAGAGUGAUGUAUGGUCAUUUGGGGUUCUAUUAUAUGAGAUUUUCAACUUGGGCAUAAAGCCAUGGCCAGAUGAUGAAAAUAAAAGGAUAGCUACAAAUAUUCGGCAUAUUCGAAUGCCAGAAAUGCCAUCAAUAACACCACCAUCAAUUAAAGCUUUAGUUUCAACUAUAUGGGUAAAAAAUGUAGAUAAUAGACCAAAUUUCAAAAUUAUAUGCAAGAAAUUGCAUGAUAUGCAAAAGGGUGAUCUAAAACCACCACCAGUUGCCGAAUGUGCAGUAAAUCGUAUACCUAAUGUGAAACGAAUGGGAUAUAUCAAAAUAGAGCAAAUGUUGGACGAAACAACAGAGGAAGCAGAACCUGUAGAAACGCCCACAAUGACUACUGAUGAAACUACCGAGGGAGGGAGAAGAGUGCGUAGAAGAUCGAUAAAUACGAAGUAA